CGCUACGGUUCGUAAAUGUAUUUUCCAAAUUUCCCAUGGUUAGAAGUUGAGGUUGCUGUGCAAUGAGCACAACCAUUCGAUAACAGUGAAAAUCGAUUUUUGUGCGGCAAGAUACCUAUAUUAAGGUCGUGUUGUCUCCCACUUCGCUAUAAAGCCUAUAAUUUGCAGGUUUUAAGCUUGAAAACUGAUAAUAAAGUUUACUAAAAUUGUUUCGUGCUUGAGCCAGUAUUAGCCGGAUAUCGCCAUCAACCUGUUUGGAUCGUCGUUAUUGCGCAGUAAAGUUCAAAACAUACCGGUUCCAUGUUGAUCUUCAAAAUGCGUUACAUUCCUAUCCUGUUCCUCAGUUUCCUCCUAGUCGCCACUACUUUUAGUUGGCAAUGGCCGUGGGCGGGUGACGAAGCGGAAGACGUUAUAGACGAAACCGCCGACAAAGUCAAACAGCAGGCAGACAAUUUGGGAGGUAAAGCCAAAGAUGCAACAGAUAAGGCCCGGGACACUGCUAAGGAGGGAGUGAAGAAAGCCCGCGAUGCAAAAGAUGAUCUCGCAGAUAAAGCCAAGGAUGCUAAGGAGAAAGUGAAGUCGAAAGCCCAGGAAAUGGCCGAUGACGCCGAAAACACUGUGGACAACGCCAAAGACUCGGCGAAGAACGCUGCUAAAAAGGUGGGCGAUAAAGUGAAAGAGACCGCCGAGGAUGCCAAAGCGGCCGGAAAAAAUGCCGCCGGCAAAGCCAAAGAAACCGUUGAGGAUGUCAAGUCCAAAGCGAAGGAUGCUGCUCAGGACGCCAAAGGUAAAGCGAAAGACACAGCGGAAGAUGUCAAAUCCAAAGCCAAAGAGGCAGCUGGAAAAGCCAAAGAUACGGUUGAGGAUGUGAAAGAUUCGGCGAAAGAUAAAGCCAAGAAAACCGCUGACGACGUGAAAGAUGCGGCGAAGAAAACCGCUGAUAAAGCAAAAGACGCCGCUGGGGAUAAAGUCGAUGACGUAAAAGAUGCUGCUGGCAAGGCGAAAGAUGCUGCCUCGGGUAAAGCGAAAGAGCUGAAGGACAAAGCCGGUGAAAAGCUGGAGGAUGCCAAGGAAGCCGUGGAGGACGCCACUGGUCACACUUCCGAGCAGUUGCUGGACGCCGCCGGACGAGUGAUCGUCAAAGCCGGUGAGACACUGGGUGAAGCUGCCACCCUGGCGGCAGCCGGUGCGAAAGCGGCUUUCGAUGCGGCUGGCGGAGUGGACGGAAUCUCAGAGAAACUGGGCGCAGCUGCUGGAGCGGCCAAGGAGAAAUUGGGACAAGCGGCCGACGCUAUCGGCAACACGGACACCUUCAAGAAAGCCAAGCAGGCAGUAGCCGAUCAGAUUCACAAGGUACCCGGGGCGGAUGCCACUAUUGACACCGUCGGCAAGGUGGGUGGAGCGGCAGUUGACGCUGCGAAAAAUGUCAUCAACAAAGCCAAGGACAUCGUAGUGGAACAGGUGGGAGGCAUGGAAGGAUUCCAGGAGAAAAUGGAAGUGGUGAAAGAAGUCGUUCUGGAACAAGCCAGCCAUCUCACGGGCGCGGCUCAUGAGAAACUGGAAGAGAUCCGAGGAGGACAAGAGGCGGAUCAAGGGCAGGCGAAAAAAGACGUCCCUGACAAGGAUGCCAACAAGGAAAAUCAGGGAGCGGCAACGGAUCGGGAUCCUAAAGCGAAGGACAAGGCAAAGGAGCAGCAGAGGAAGUCAGAAUUAUAACGUUUUUUGUUGUGCAUUUAAAACUGAAUUAUUUGUUUUUGAUAAUGAUUUGAAGGUUCAGUGCUAUUCUUUACCACUAUGUGGAAAUAAAAAUCUGUGCUUAUUUAUUUUUGUUUUGGUCACAGCUUAUGUUGGGCUUUCUGAUAAUGCGAAAACACGAAUUUUUAAUUGAGAUGUCUGUGUAAAUAUUGCUGCGAAAUAAUUAUCCUAAUUCGUAAGUACUUGGUAGCAUAUUCUAAUAAAAUUCCUGAUUUAA
Messenger RNA from Paramacrobiotus metropolitanus, 1972 nucleotides. Its product is annotated as protein DR_1172-like. The transcript has 2 exons. The record is from RefSeq and is a predicted model, not a curated record. Bases 301 to 1716 code for a protein of 471 amino acids. NCBI's taxonomy places the organism in Eukaryota, Metazoa, Tardigrada, Eutardigrada, Parachela, Macrobiotidae.